Molecule: messenger RNA, 6528 nt
Organism: Salpingoeca rosetta
Lineage: Eukaryota; Choanoflagellata; Craspedida; Salpingoecidae
Exons: 4
Coding region: 70-6489 (2139 amino acids)
Source: RefSeq, a predicted model, not a curated record
ACACACACACACACACACGCACACUCCAGCACACACACACACACACACACAACCACACGCUCUGGGUGUAUGGAGAGGGAAGGCGUACUGGUACAGACACAGCUUGCAGACGGGGAUGUGGCAUCCAUCUUGACAAAGCACAACGUGCUCCAGCACGUUGCACUUGCAGACGCAGCUGCGGCACCAACACACGACCAAGACCAGGCGGCACAAGUCGGCCGCGCCGCCCACGCGUUGGACGGCGCCUUGCUCAAGGCUUUGAAUCAAGAUGGCCUCAGCUACCUGGAAAGCUACGUGCGACCCUUCCCAUCAACAGAGCCGCCGCUGCUGCAUGUCAUGGUCCGCGAAUGGAUCGCCCGCAGCGCACCAUCCCACAUGACGGCGCUCGCCAGCAAGCUGGAUGCCAUGCGAUCCCUGAACGUGCACACGCGCGCGCUGGCGCAGACGUACGGCGUGCCGUUUAUCCCACUGGCAGCGGAGCUCAUUGGCGAAGAUGUGCUGCAGCUCUUCGCCACCAUGUCUAGCUCGGAACUGCGCUCGGUCAUGGACAUGCUCUCCAAUGAUCAGCCCAUCAUGCUACCCACCCCGGCAGUCGCAGACAGGCACGCCACAACCCCGCCCUCCCUGACAGGCAAAGACGUCAAGCUCAGAUACGCCGUCUUUCGGCAGGUGGCACAGUCCCCAGAAGCCAGAGCGUACGCUCGCCAUCUUGCUGCCUGCACAGACGCGGUCGACGCUCAGGAGCGUACCGUGGCUUCAGCACUGCGUGCACUCACCGGCGACACCCCACAGCAGUGGAAGCACGCUCAGCAUGAGCAGCGGCAGCAACACGCUGUCACAGCCCGCGCAUCGUUUGUCCCCAACACCGUUUCAGCACACCCUACGUCCUCUCUUGCCAUUGUGACCACACAACAGCACGCAAUAGCAACAACAACAGCUUCCACCCACAGCACAGCCACAGAUCUUGGGGCGGCAUCCCAGUCCACCUCAUCUCUGGAGCACCGGAAGCAACCAGCACCAUCACCAACAAACGCCGCUCGGAUCCUGCUGCUGCGCUACUUUGCCGAGAAGCACCGUGCUGCGCCCCAGCCGGCCUCCAGCACGACAACCAAGUCCUCUGCUUCCUACCCCACAUCAUCACCAUCACCAUCAUCGUCGUCGUCGUCGUCGUUGUCAACUGCAACGUUCUCGGCGUUGCACACCUCGCUAUCGUCCCUCGAUCCCGUGAACACCCGGCCGAGUCUUGUGUUUGCACAGCCAGUCGCUCUGUUGGGGCACGCCAACAUCAAGUGGGUAGUAGUCUUCUCGCACCCACUCCUGCCCAGCAUCACUCCAAGGGCGAUCCUGGAUCGCGCACGUGCGCGCAUAUCUGCCUGCCUCGCGGCAUAUCCUUCAACGCAAGGCGAUGGCCUGCUUGUCUUCGACGGCUUCCCUGCCAGCCGUGACAUGGGGGCGUUUCUUUCCAGCAUCCCCGGCGCAGCAGAGCGUGUGGUGUGGGCAAGCUUCUACAGACACCCCACAGCUAAUGCUGAAGUCACUGGCCCUUCAACUAGCUGGCAGCCUACUCCGAGCAGCCAUACUAACCAGCACCUUUGCAACCACCAGCAGCACCACCAACACACUGUCACCACCAGCACGGCCACUCCCACUCGAGAUCCCGCAGCCGCACGAACAAUACCAGCACCAACAGGAAGUGCUGCACAGAGCACCCCGCUUCUGUUGCGCCCCGGCAGCUUGAGAUCACGCGCACACGCAGCCCACACAGCACAUGCUCCGGCCAUUUCAUCGCCUGCGCGUGCGUCCAUGAUUGUCGGUGGCCGGGACAGCAAGCAGGCAGCUGCUGCCGCUGCCGCAGACGCCUGCUUCGACCUCGCACACUGCAUCCUCUCUCCCAACAGCAACCAACUACGACGACGACAGCAACAACAACAACAACAACAACAACAACAACAACAACAACGAGAGGAAGGGGCUGGAGAGGUUUUCCGCUCGCAGCUGCGCCGUGUUGGUGACAUGAGCAUAUGGUCGCGCGCCGUGUCGGAUGCAACAACUGCCACCUCCCUCGCUGCUAUUCUUGUCACGAGGUAUCUGGAUCUGCGUGCCGGUACGCUUGCGUCCACGCCGGCACUUGCACCCCUCGAGACUGCGCUCGCCACCAUCCUCCACCGCCCUGCUGCUGCACACCUGCACGGAAAGCACGCCAGUGCCAGCGCACUGCUCACCAGCAAGACGGUAUCAGCAGCGACGGCAGCGCAAGCGCAAGACAUGUCAGCUGCAGUACCCUCAUCCCCGCUCACGUCUCGAACUGCAAGCAUGGUUGCACACGACUCUGCAAUGAUCAUGCUGGACCAACAACAGCAACAGCAGCAGCAGCAGCAACAACAACAACAACAACAGAAUCAGCAACAGGGUCAGCAACGAGGGGGAAAGCAUCAGUCUGCCGUCUCUGAAUUCUUCGAGUGUCACCUGUCUGCAAACACACUCUUGUCUUCCAUCUCGCUGCUGCUCGGAACAGCAACAGCACUGGCAGCCACGCCGCCGCUUCGGUCCUGCUUCUUGCAGUGGGCAGGUGAGCGGAGCGUGCCUGCAUGCACAGACGCUAAGGAGGAGGGGCGCGUUCUCAAGCGGUUGGGGCAGCCACGCGCCAAAGACACCGUCCCAGCGGUGCUUUGCAAUGUUGGUGACGAGCUGCGAUGUCUGUGGGCGAUGCACACACGUCAACGGGUGGCCCUCCCAUCCAGCCGUCAACAACAACAGCAGCAACAGCAACAGCAGCACAAGCACAGGCAACACAAACAACAGCUUCGUGAUCAACAGAGCCUGUGGCAGAAAGGCGAUCCACAGCGGCAGCAAAAUCUACGGCAUGAGAGGGAAGGAGGGGAGAAAGAGGAGGAAGCACUGCAGAUAUGGCAGGCGCCUGUAUGUGCGUCUUCAGUGCUGCUGGAUGUGGCGCAGGCGGUUGCUGGUGUUGCGGCCUUGCCUCGACCACCGCACUGUCAUCCGCACACUCCACAUGCGGCAGCAACGAGAGCACAAGCCGUGCCAGUGCAGGCGUCAUCCUCCUCCUCCUCCCUCGCACAGCACGGAGCACGCGCAGCGCCCCCGCAACUGCUGCUCUCGCUGCCAAACUACAACUUGCCGCCACUACAUGCUGUGUUCAUGCUGACGAAUGCACUCGCUGCAUGCGCGCACAUCACGGAAACAACGCUGUCCAGAUUGCACCACACGCUGCGGCCGUUGUGUCGCGCAGAUGUGCGGAUUUCCGGUCCAUCUGUCCGCCUUCUGCGACGCAUUGAGGAGGUUGCAUCAUCUCCCUUCUGCCACAUGCUUCGCCGCGCAUGUACGCGCGUGCACGUGUUCAUUGACGUGACAGACGGCUCGGACGCUGUCACAGCAGACGCGUUGCUUGAGCAGCUGUCGUCACGCAUGGCAACACUUUCAACGCGAACAGCAACGGCGGCAGCCGUGCUAUUGCAACAGCAGCAGCAAGGGGAAGAAGGAGAGGAGAAGCGGAAGGACAACGAUGGUGGUGGUGAUGGCAGUGGCAACAGCGUUCGUCCCCAUGCACUCCGUGCGCGUGGGCUGCUGAAAGAUUGCUUCAAGGCUUACACCAAAGACAGUGCAGUGCUCGCGCGGGUGCACACUGCACUUGAACAGGCACCAGCACCCACCGUGUUCCGAUGCUGCCGAGACCUCCUGACCACAAGCGAACAGUGUGCACGGCUGCCGGAAUCGACUGCCCAUGAGCAACUGGCCCACCGACUGACAUCCGUUUUGAAGACGCUGGAAACAGCACAACAAGACGACGGCAGCCACCAAAAACUCGGCAACGAGUGGCGUGCUCUGCAUUCGCCGUUUGUGGUGCAUCGCUUCUCCUCCGAGGACGCGUCUCGCUUUGUUCUCCGUUCACUGCCCACCACAGCUGCUCACGAUGGUGAUCACGAGAGUCGGCAGGGCGGUGAUGAUGGUGGCCAUGAUCCUCUGUCCGGGCAGCAUGAGCGCAUGCUUGUGCACAAGGAUGUGCUGGCGCACAUGACAGCAGCCUUGUGCUCGCGAGAUCGUGACCACUCACACGGCGCCACCACCACGCUUCCGAUGCCUGUGGUCGUGAUCGGAGGGCAGCCUGCCUUGCACACGUGCGCAUCUGCCCUUGCAUAUCUGGCCGUCUCCGCCCCACAAAGCACGCCCCUCUCGCACCUGAAGCUGCUUCCGCUCGACCUUGAACGUGAGCACUGCCGUGUCCAGAACCACGCGGGGCCUGAAGACAGUGCAACCGGCGCAGCAACGCCAAAGAAAACCACGCCGCAGACACCCUCGUCCUCAGCGUCCGUGGUUAGAACACGAGCACGGACACGGACACCAAAGUCCGCAGCAUUACAGCCGCCAUCCACGCCCGCCAGCGCUUCAGUGCAUCACCGUCGCCACACGUACCACCAGCAGCACCACCAGCAAGGAAGGAUUGACGGGCGUGAUGAGGGCAGUGGAGGUGGCCUGGUGCUGACGCUCUCGGGGCGGUCGAAGUCACGCCGCAAACCCAGGACACGGAGCCGGGACGUGGUGUUUGAGCCGACCGUCGAGCACAACCGACCGCAGCAGCGACGAGGCUCCAUGCACGCCCUCCUGAACAUGGUUACCAGGCGACGCCCUGGGCGGGCGAGUGGCGGUGGCGAUGGUGAUUGUAACACGGAGACACAUGUUGGCGCUGACGGCGACGGCUCCAGCACGCCACCACCGCCAAACCCGCCCGGCAGCACCAGCAGCGUUGGCGACAACAGCAGGAGCGCUCGUGGCGCAAAUGAUGGUCAUCGUACAUCGUCAGGCGCCAGUGGAGCGCUGGGGAAAACAGCGGCAGUACCACCGGGUGCAGAACCAAAGCGGGCGGGGGAGCGGGGCGAGCACAAGGGUGGCAUGGACCUGCGGCGCAACCAGACGUGGGCCGGGUACCUCGAUUCAGCAGCGACAGGCGCCAGUGAGGGCUCCCACGAUCAAAACACGGUUGCUGCGGAUGUGUGCGCCAACAUGAACGAUGCAACCAUGAGUGGCGCGGAAGAUACCUCCGCUGUUCUUGAGUUGGAGGAUGACGGUGUUGUGGCAUCGACUCCUCACGUCACAGCAUCACCCACACGUGGAUUCAUUGCCAACAAGGGCUGUCGUGUGACAAGCGCUGCAACAGCAGCAAUACCCGAAACAGCAGCACCGCCGCCACCAUCAUCCACAACAGGGGGGAUGGCUGCCAAAACGAGGACGCCAAGAAAGUCGGGCCCCAGUGCACAUCCACAAACUCUCACAUCCAGCUUGCAGGACAACGACGAUGUGCUGCUUCAUGGCGCUGUGCACGUGAGCAAGGCUGCGGAGAAGGACGAGCGGCCGAGUGCGUGGUCGCUGAUGUCGACAUCACAGCAGCGCCGCGGUGUGCACAAUGAUGACGGUGAUGUGCAGGACUCGCGAGUUGCGCUGCCAAGCUGUGCGAGUGGCGGAGACGGUGAAAUCUGCUGGCACUGCGUGCUGUGUGCGCAGAGUGAGUGGUAUGCGAGGGAGGUUGUCGGCACGUCUCGCCAGCUGCUGGCUGCCACAAUGGCGCUGGACAUUGUGCGGGCUUGUGAGCCCGAUGAUGAUGCGAGCGCUGCCGGCGCACGUGGUGGGGACACCCCUGCAUGGAACCAAACAGCUGACGAUGGUGGUCGUGGUCGUGGUGUACGUGGAUGUGGUGGUGUUGAGCAUGGUGUUGACGGCGGAGGACGCAACGACCCCGUCUCCCUCUUCUCGCGCGUUGUGCUGCACUACGUACACGACACCUUUGCGCGGGAGCAUGUGCCUGUGUUCCUGGCCAGCGUCGAUCAAGCUGACGGUUGCGGCGCGCCCUGGGUGCUACCGUGGGUGAGCGGUGUGACAGUGAGCGUGAGCGGGUCAGGAAGUGUAGCGGAUAGCACUGCCACCACCACGGCAACAAGGAGGAAGCACCGGCACACCACAGUGGCGGCGGCGGUGGAAAGCAGCAAGACGAGCGUGCAGCUGCGCAUUGAUGUGAUCUGUCGAGAUGAGGCAGGGAAGCUGCAUCGAUUCCACACGCCGUCGCCGUGUUCUUGUGCGUCAUUGAGCGUGUGCCCCGUGCAGGGUGGUGAAGGCGAUGGGGUUGCGCCACGCGAAGGGCAUCUGCGCCUGCAGCUGUGCCUACAAGACGGGCAGACUGCCAGCAUGGAGGUGCAUGAGCUGGGGCUGGAGGUCGUUGAAGACGCGGCACAGGCAGGGCGGCAGGGGCGCGAGGAUGGAUUCUCGGUUAUGGUUGAUGGUGUCCAUUGCGUUGAUGGGGUACGCCGCUUGUUGUUGACACCGUUCAUGACCAUGCAGGCGCAUGGUGGUGGUGGCGAUGGUGAUGGUGGUGGUGAUGGUGGUGGUGAUGGUGGUGGGCUGACCACGCGCCCUCCUUUGGUGUUUGCGCCUGCUCAGUUUCAGUUGCCUUUUGGACGCUUCCACUCCGACCUCGACUGACCUUGUGUGUGUCUGUGUGUGUGUCUGUGUGUGUGUCUG